AUGUGUUUCACAAACUGUUUUCUUUUACAGUACGGCCGUGUCAAUAUCGAAGCAACACUUAAACAUAGAGGAAUUUUGGAUGACAGCGACGAAGACGAGGGUUACAGUGAAGAACCAAACAGUCCAGACAAUCCGACUCCGCCAGUACAGGUCAAUCACAUUUCUAGUGACGGUGAUAAGCCGAAAAACGGAUUUCUACCUCAACAAAAUGGAAACUCCGUAAUAAGUAGAGAUGAUAAACUUAUUCUCGUACCCGAACCUCCCACUAAGUCAGAUGGUAGGGCGGACGAUUCAAAAUUAUCCGAUGAAGAGAAUAGCAAAAAUGUCGAUAUCGACAAUUGUGAGAAAUAUGGCGACUUUGAAUUGUCUAACUGUUUCGAUUACCUAAAAGUUGGAGUUGAGGCCAUCAUUGAGGAUCAAGUUACAUCUCGUUUUCAAGCGGAAGAAUUAAAAAAUUGGAAUUUACUUACUCGCACGAACACACACUACGAGUUUAUCUCGUGGAAAUUAACUAUUAUAUGGAUGUGUGGUUUUUUCAUUAGGUAUUUCUUUCUAUUUCCAUUAAGGGUGUUUAUCUGUUUCUUUGGGGUUAUGUGGUUGACUCUCUGCACCGGUUUAGUUGGAUACAUUCCAAAUACGGCGUUCAAGCAGUGGUUAAAUCGAUAUGUCUCCAUUAUGUGCUUUGGUGUACUAUCGGGUGCAUUAUCGUCUGUUAUUACAUAUCACAAUGCUGAGAACAGACCCAAAAAUGGAAUUUGUGUAGCAAAUCACACAUCGCCAAUUGAUGUGUUGGUACUAAUGUGUGAUAAUUGCUACUCGCUGAUUGGACAAAGUCACGGAGGCUUUUUAGGAAUUUUACAAAGAGCAUUAGCAAGAGCGUCACCGCAUAUUUGGUUUGAACGUUCAGAGGUUCGAGAUAGACAUGCUGUAACGACCAAACUGAAGGAGCAUGUAUCUAAUCCUGAAAAUCCCCCAAUACUUAUAUUUCCAGAAGGUACUUGUAUAAAUAACACAUCGGUCAUGCAGUUUAAGAAAGGCAGCUUCGAAAUUGGAAGUGUGAUUUACCCAGUGGCGAUUAAAUAUGAUCCGAAAUUUGGGGAUGCUUUCUGGAACAGCAGUCGUUUUUCCAUGAUGCAAUACUUGUAUAUGAUGAUGACAAGUUGGGCAAUAGUUUGUGAUGUUUGGUAUUUACCACCUAUGUAUAUAAAUGAAAAUGAAAGUGCAAUUGAUUUUGCAAACAGGGUAAAAGGCGUUAUUGCUAAGCAAGGGGGGCUCGUUGAUUUAGUGUGGGACGGCCAAUUAAAGAGGACCAAACCUAAAAAAGAGUGGCGAGAACGGCAGCAAGAAGAAUUUAGCAAAAGAUUGAAAUUAGAGUAAUUAAUAUUGCUUAGCGAAAUAAGUUUUAAUUUAUUCUCUUACAAUAUGUUUGUACUUGCUACUAUCGCACUAUUCUAUUCCUAGCCGCAUUUAGAUCUUUAUUGUAAAAAUAUUCUACAACUUAAUGAGCUGCCAGAUAAAUCUGAUUGUAACUUAAUUUUCGAUACUUUGUUAUAUGACUGCAAAAGGAAGACUGAAUAUCUAUUUCUAAUUUUUUAAAAGAGUAGAUUUAUAUGAAGUACCUCUCUCGUAAGCAACAUAUUGUAUUAGAUUUUCCUGGUGGUGUGUUGAGGGUGAAAUAUUUCACAAACUUUAACGCAUAUGUGAUCAAUUUCAUUUCGAAGCAGUGUUAAUUUGGUUACUAAAGAAUGCCUAGUCAGAUUUGAGCGUAAUGAGUAUUAGAAUGAAGAUUUGUAUAUAAGAGAGAUAGUGGCGUGGUUAGGUGUAUCUAUCGAGUGUAUUUAUUUUAACGUAAACUCCUAGUCCUAAGUAUAGUUACUUUGAUUAUGCCGUACAAUUUCAUAUAAGAAAAGCUUUUAUUUGAAACGCUUUAAUUUUUCUAAUUUAUUUAUAACUACCAAAUGCUCAGAUUCUUAAUGUAUAGGAAUGCACAUGUAAAUAUCUAAAAGGAUCAACUUUUGGGCCUAAUUAUGAAAUUAGUUCGUAGAUAUUUUAGUUAGCAACUUUUAUAUCAAUUAAUUACGAAAUGGUUUUAUUCAAAUGUAAGUAAUAUCACAAAAAAGAGAAUUAUUUUGUAUAUAAGAAAUUGAAGUAUGUUUCUAGAUUAUUUUUUUUGAGUAGUCUAUUGGAAUUAAAGAUGAAGGUCAUGUUGUA
Messenger RNA from Photinus pyralis (common eastern firefly), 2211 nucleotides. Its product is annotated as glycerol-3-phosphate acyltransferase 3-like. NCBI's taxonomy places the organism in Eukaryota, Metazoa, Arthropoda, Insecta, Coleoptera, Lampyridae. The coding region runs from base 1 to 1377 and encodes 458 amino acids. Gene Ontology annotation, molecular function: glycerol-3-phosphate O-acyltransferase activity. The transcript has 7 exons. Gene Ontology annotation, biological process: triglyceride biosynthetic process. Gene Ontology annotation, cellular component: endoplasmic reticulum. The record is from RefSeq and is a predicted model, not a curated record.